Morus notabilis is the source of this 2009-nucleotide messenger RNA. Its product is annotated as mechanosensitive ion channel protein 1, mitochondrial. Bases 159 to 1790 code for a protein of 543 amino acids. Gene Ontology annotation, biological process: transmembrane transport. The transcript is spliced from 7 exons. Gene Ontology annotation, cellular component: membrane. The record is from RefSeq and is a predicted model, not a curated record. Lineage: Eukaryota; Viridiplantae; Streptophyta; Magnoliopsida; Rosales; Moraceae.
GAAAACACAAGGCAAGUAAUGAAAAAUUAAAAGAAGAGAGAAACAGAAGUAUAAAAUUUAGAACCGGUUCUCUUUGUGGAAUAGUUUCAGAUAAAGUGUCCAAGAGCAAUCUGUAAACAAAGUCUUUGUAGCCUCUUUUCAAAUGUUAUGUUGCUAUAAUGGCUGGAUUAAGGUUCUCCAUAUUGAAAUCACUUUGUAUCAGUCUCUCUCCGAAACCGCAAGCAUUUCGAUCAGCUAACUGCUAUGUGAAAUCCGUAAACUGCCCUGAUGGAAUACAUUUAAGGUCAUUAUAUGCAUACGUAAAUCGCAAUUACAAAGUGAAAGAAACAAAACCCUUUGUCAAUGUUGGAAAUACUAGUGCAAAAGUAUUGGGUUCAGAGUCUCCUAUUGUGAUCAGAUGUUAUACAACCAGACCCAAUUAUUUGUUUUCACCAACAUCAUCAAACUCUCUGUUUAGGAGAGCUAUUCCUCUUGUAUCCGUGAACCCGCUUUCAAACAAUUGCUCAUAUUCAUCAUCUUCGGGUGGCAAUGCCGGUAAAAGUGCGGACUCAGUCACAGCAUCAUUUGGUGCGAGUGGAGUAAAUGUUUCUGAUAGUGGUGGUGAAAAUGAUUGGCCUGAAAAGAUUAAGGAUCUUUGGCAAAGUGCAGUAGAUGCAGCGACUCACACAGGGCAGAAAGCUAAGGAAGCUUCAGCUGAACUGUCUCCUCAUGUCGAACAGUUUUUGGAUUCACACCCGUAUAUUAAAAAUGUUGUCGUUCCAGUUAGUGUUACGUUUACUGGUACUGUAUUGGCUUGGUUUGUGAUGCCUAGGGUGUUGAGGAGAUUUCACAAGUAUGCAUCACAAGGUCAAGCUGCUUUAUUAUCUGGAAGCAUGGCUGGAGAAGAAGUGCCAUAUGAGAAAAGCUUUUGGGGUGCUUUAGAGGAUCCAUUGAGAUAUCUAAUUACCUUCAUGGCAUUUACACAAAUUGGCACGAUGGUGGCACCAACUACUAUUGCAUCUCAGUAUCUUUCGCAAGCAUGGACGGGUGCUGUCAUACUUUCAUUUGUUUGGUUCCUGCAUCGCUGGAAAACAAAUGUGUUUUCUCGUGCAUUGCUUGGUUCUAGUGUGGCAGGCCUUGAUCGCGAGAAGUUGCUAGCUCUUGAUAAAAUUUCAUCGGUUGGCCUGAUCGUGAUUGGGAUAAUGGCUUUAGCAGAAGCAUGUGGAGUGGCUGUUCAAUCUAUUCUCACAGUUGGUGGCAUAGGAGGAGUUGCUACUGCUUUUGCUGCUAGAGACAUUCUCGGAAAUGUGCUGAGCGGUUUGUCUAUGCAGUUUUCAAAGCCCUUCUCACUAGGAGAUACAAUAAAAGCAGGAUCUAUAGAAGGUCAGGUGGUGGAAAUGGGUCUUACAACCACUUCAUUACUGAAUGCUGAGAAAUUUCCUGUCAUAGUCCCAAAUUCACUGUUUUCUAGUCAGGUAAUUGUGAACAAGUCACGUGCCGAGUGGCGUGCCAUUAUCACCAAAAUUCCCCUGCAGAUUAAUGAUUUGGACAAGGUUCCCGAGAUAGCAAACGACAUUAACGGCAUGCUAAGAUCACACUCCAAGGUAUUCUUGGGAAAGGAGGCGCCAUACUGUUUCUUGUCUCGAAUUGAAAGUUCGUUCGCAGAAUUGACUCUUGGUUGCAACCUCAAACAUAUGAGAAAAGAAGAGUUGUACUCGAUGGAACAAGAUAUUCUUCUGCGGUCGGUCCAGAUUAUUAAGCAGCAUGGUGCUAUGUUGGGCAGCAGUUUCCAAGAUAUGGCUAGCCAGUAAUAUGGAGGGAUUGCAUGGAGGUUGGAGCAUUUUGUUUCUUGUAUUUGUUUUGAAGUAACUUGUACACUGAAUGUUGACCGCUUGCGGAAAAGCUUUUAAACAGAUAUUAGUCACAACUUGUCUUGAUUUGGUUUUUGUUUCUUUGUUUUUUUCCCCCUCACGAAAUACCUCAUGAUUUGGUUUUUGUUUUUGUGUUGUUUCAUGAGAUGAUUCUCCAAA